AUGGAGAAAGCAUCGUCGAGAGUUAUUGAAGUAACUGUGAUUUCUGGUGAAGAUUUGCGGGUUAACCGAAGAAACCCCGUGAAGAAAAAUGCCUUUGUCAUCGUAAGAACCGACCCGUUAAAUGAAAGAUCCACCGGGAUGAAUACAGAAAACGGAUGCAAUCCUACAUGGAACCAGAAGUUGGUGUUGGAUUUACCUAUGCAUGCAACUUUUAUUACCGUGGAAGUUCAUUCAGGUAAUAAAAUCAUUGGGAUAUCAAGAAUUCCCUUGUCAGAUUUCACCGGGGGUUAUUUACCAGCGAACUAUUUGAGUUUUCUGAGUUAUAGGCUGAGGGAUGCCAAAGGUGAGAAGAAUGGGAUUCUUAAUCUGUCGGUGAAGGUGAACGGGCCGACAAAUAUGAGCUACGCCGCCAGUGGCUCGAUGCCGUGGUUUGGUGGCCCGGUGACUAACAAGUUUUCUAACGGGACAGUGACUGGAAUUCCAGUUUAUUACAGAGUUUGA
Messenger RNA from Olea europaea var. sylvestris, 501 nucleotides. RefSeq names its product BON1-associated protein 1-like. The transcript has a single exon. The coding region runs from base 1 to 501 and encodes 166 amino acids. The record is from RefSeq and is a predicted model, not a curated record. Gene Ontology annotation, biological process: defense response. Lineage: Eukaryota; Viridiplantae; Streptophyta; Magnoliopsida; Lamiales; Oleaceae.